This is a messenger RNA of Apis laboriosa (Himalayan honeybee), 2421 nucleotides long. Its product is annotated as myotubularin-related protein 10-B. NCBI's taxonomy places the organism in Eukaryota, Metazoa, Arthropoda, Insecta, Hymenoptera, Apidae. The coding region runs from base 250 to 2208 and encodes 652 amino acids. The record is from RefSeq and is a predicted model, not a curated record. The transcript is spliced from 10 exons.
AAAAGAAACUGCAAAGAAAACUAUUCAGGAUGGUUCAAACGGGAGAUUAUAUCAUAAUUUUGUUUCGGAUUAAAAAAUAAAUUCUUCAUUCAAAAACAAAAUGUUUUUAAUUAGAAAUGAUAAUUCGCAUAAUUAAACAAGAAUGAGAUUAAAAGAAAACUAAUAACGUGUAAAAUCGUGUAUCGAACGGAUUUUAAUGACUAUAGUUAUAAUUAUUGUUAAUCAACAGCAAUCGUUUAAACGUUUGCGAUGGAAAGUAAAAGCUGCAAUAAUUUCAUAAGUUAUGUUGGUCUGGAGGAACACGAGAUGCAGCCACUAAGUUCUAGUCGACGUAAUUCGUUAUCCGAGAAUAAUAUUAAAUUGUUACCUGGUGAAAUCUUCAUCACCAAAGCAGAAAAUGUUCUUAUGUUUUCACCUGUUAGUGAUUUAAAUCAAGGAACAUCUGGCAUUCUAUCUGUUACAAAUUUUAAACUCACUUUUGUUACAACUGAUGACACAAAUGGAGAAGAUGUAGCUCGUCAACAGAAUCAUCUUUAUGGAUAUAUGGACACAUGUUUAACAAAUAUAGAAGAUAUUUAUGUAACUAUAGGAGAUAAGAAAAGAAAAUUAACACCUGGAAAUAUUGUACCAUCUAAAAUAAAAGGAAUAUUUAUUAUUUGUAAAAAUUUACGAACAUGGUCUUUUUCUUUUAAAUUUUCACCUAUUGGAGAUGGAAAGAAUCUUCUACAAGCAUUAUUACAUCAUGCUUUUCCUAGCAGACACCAAUUACUUUUUGCUUAUGAUUAUCAAAAAGUAUAUUAUAGUAGUCUAGAUAAAGCUGUUCGUUUAUUCCGAGAUAUCUCAGAUUGGUGCAAUGAAUUGGAACGUAUCAUAUGUAAUGAAAAAUUCAGAAAAUUCUGGAGAUUAUCUACUGUUAAUAAAGAUUUUAAACUUUGUCGUAGUUUAUCUCGAUAUAUAAUUAUACCAGCUUCAAUUACUGAUAAUCAGUUAAUGGAUGCAGCUAAGCGCUUUCAAGGCAACCGUCCACCAAUUUGGUCUUGGUCAAAUGCGCGUGGUGCAGCAUUAGUAAAAAUGUCCGAACUUUCACCGUUAGUUACCAGUAGAAUACAAGAAAAUAUUAUGUUUGAAAAUGUUCGUAAAAGUCAUCCUCGCAAAAUGCCGCCAAUUGUUUUAGAAUUAAAUAAAGGCAUUAGUGUAAAGUUAAUAGCUGUAGCAUUCUCAAAAUUUGCCUGUUUAUGUUCACCAGAAAAUAUUCGGCAGUUUUGGUUACAAGAUAAUAAUUUUUAUUCAUUAGUAGAAAAUACAAAAUGGUUAAAGUAUGUAUCAUAUUGUUUGCAAAAAGCUGUUGAAGCCUGUGAACAUCUUCAUUUAGGAUAUUCUGUUAUAUUACAAGAAGGUGCUGGUACAGAUCUUUGUUGCAUUAUAUCGAGUUUAGUUCAAUUAUUACUUGAUCCUUAUUUUCGAACUAUAAAUGGAUUCCAGUCUCUUUUACAAAAGGAAUGGGUUGCUAGUGGCCAUCCAUUCUGUGAUAGAUUAGGUCAUAUUUCUAAGAGGACUUCAGAGAAGUCUCCAUUGCUUCUUUUAUAUCUUGACUGUAUUUGGCAAUUGAGUCAACAAUUUCCCGGGGAAUUUGAAUUUACGGAGACGUAUCUGACUACUCUGUGGGAUGCUGCCCAUGUUUCUGUUUUUGAUACAUUCAUUUUUAAUUGCGAAAAAGAUCGAGUUGCGGCAGCUACGGAUCCAGAAAAGCCACUUGUUCUUCGAAGCGUAUGGGAUUGGAAGAAACAGUUUAGUGAUCAAGAUAUUUUAUUAUUUUAUAAUCCCUUUUAUAAUCCCCGUGAAACAGAUUCUAAGGAAAAAUUUGUGAUAAAACCUUUGUAUAAUAUUGCAAAUCUAGAACUAUGGACUCAGUGUUAUUUUCGAUGGAUACCAACAUUAGAGAUUCAUAAUGGCGGAGAGAAUCAUAUUGAACUUUAUGCAAGAUUACUACAGAACAAUGUAAAUCAAUUGAAAAUGAAUAUAAACGACAAUUGUGGCUCACCUACUGGUAAAUCAAAUAGUUAUUCCGUUCAUAUGAAUAUUGAUAGUUUUUAUCCAUUUUCAAACAAAAAGUCAGGAAAUAUAGUAAGCACGCCAAUCAUGAAUAAUUCCAUUCUUGCAACAAAAAGCUUAUUAGAAGCGCAGUCUUUAAUCACUGCAACUGACUGAUAUACAUAUUUCAUUAAUAUUUUUUUAAAAUUUAUUAAAAAGAAUAAAAAACAUUAUAAUAAUUAUACGAAAACAACCAGAAAUAUCAGAAAAAAAUUCUUUUAAUCCUUUUAGUGCCAAGUUUAUAUAGUGUUUGUAUAAAAAAAAAUUGUAAAUAUGUUUUAAGUGAUAAAUCAUUAUAUUCUUUGUUUUUGAUUUAUAUUAUAAAUUUAA